Messenger RNA from Cynocephalus volans (Philippine flying lemur), 1225 nucleotides. RefSeq names its product nitric oxide synthase interacting protein (gene NOSIP). Bases 101 to 1018 code for a protein of 305 amino acids. The record is from RefSeq and is a predicted model, not a curated record. The transcript has 9 exons. Gene Ontology annotation, molecular function: ubiquitin protein ligase activity. Gene Ontology annotation, cellular component: nucleus. Lineage: Eukaryota; Metazoa; Chordata; Mammalia; Dermoptera; Cynocephalidae.
GCCAGGCGGAAGUGGGCGGAGCGGAGAGGGGAAACCGUGCUCCUUUCCGGUGUAGGGCAGAGUUGAAGAACGACAAAGGAAAGACGAGUCGGUUGUGAGGAUGACGAGGCACGGCAAGAACUGCACCGCAGGUGCUGUCUAUACCUACCACGAGAAGAAGAAGGACACAGCGGCCUCAGGCUAUGGAACCCAGAACAUUCGACUGAGCCGGGAUGCCGUAAAGGACUUUGACUGCUGCUGCCUCUCCCUGCAGCCCUGCCAUGAUCCUGUCGUCACCCCAGAUGGCUACCUGUAUGAGCGUGAGGCAAUCCUGGAGUACAUUCUGCACCAGAAGAAGGAGAUUGCCCGGCAGAUGAAGGCCUACGAGAAACAGCGGGGCGCCCAGCGAGAGGAGCAGAAAGAGCUGCAGCGGGCAGCAGCGCAGGACCAAGUGCGGGGCUUCCUGGAGAAGGAGGCGGCCAUCGUGAGCCGACCCCUCAACCCUUUCAUGUCCAAGGCUCCCUUGGGGACCAGCCCAGGUGACAGGGAGCGAACUUAUGAUGCCCAACCUGGGCCCAGCGGGUGUCCCCCAAGCAAGGACAAAGUGCUGCCCAGCUUCUGGAUCCCGUCGCUGACUCCCGAGGCCAAGGCCACCAAGCUGGAGAAGCCGUCGCGCACGGUGACCUGCCCCAUGUCGGGGAAGCCGCUGCGCAUGUCGGACCUGAUACCUGUGCGCUUCACGCCGCUCGACGGCUCGGUGGACCGCGUGGGGCUCAUCACGCGCAGCGAGCGCUACGUGUGCGCAGUGACCCGCGACAGCCUGAGCAACGCCACGCCUUGCGCCGUGCUGCGGCCUUCUGGGGCCGUGGUCACCCUCGAGUGCGUGGAGAAGCUGAUUCGGAAGGACAUGGUGGACCCAGUAACUGGAGACAAGCUCACAGACCGCGACAUCAUCGUGCUGCAGCGGGGCGGCACAGGCUUCGCGGGCUCCGGAGUGAAGCUGCAGGCGGAGAAGUCGCGGCCCGUGAUGCAGGCUUGAGUGCGCGGGGGAGACCAAAUAAACCGGCUUGGGUGUGCAUGGACGUGUGGUGCCUUCAUUUGCCCCCAGACGUGGUAGGCAAGGAAGCCGCUCCGACGGCAUGCACGCUGGAAGGACUCGAGUUUGAAAGAGUGGGCCAGGAAUGUUGAAUGCGGUCUCACGCUAAGACAAAGGCAUAGCAUUAAAAUCGGUUAAGAGUAGCCAGAA